Argiope bruennichi is the source of this 699-nucleotide messenger RNA. RefSeq lists its product as uncharacterized. Bases 1 to 699 code for a protein of 232 amino acids. The record is from RefSeq and is a predicted model, not a curated record. Lineage: Eukaryota; Metazoa; Arthropoda; Arachnida; Araneae; Araneidae. The transcript has a single exon.
AUGCCAAUAAAGGAGAAUCCCCCUGUGUUAGGUGAAUCAAAACAAAUAGCGCGAAAUCGUCUAGACAGUUUAAUUAAAAGGCUAAACAAAAACCCGCAAAUGAAAAAGCUCUAUUCUGAAUUCAUUGAGGAAUAUGCAGCUCUUGGUCACAUGGAAAGAGUAAUGGAAGAUGAAUUACCAGAAACUAAUUAUUUUUUACCUCAUCAUGGAGUCUACCGGGAAGGAUCUACAAGCACCUCUCUAAGAGUAGUCUUCAAUGCUAGCUCCCCUAGCUCUAAUGGAUUUUCAUUAAAUGAUUUAUUGUGUAAAGGUGAUGUUGUUGAGGACAUUUUUGAAUUAAUAUUAAGUUUCAGGACACACAAGUUUACCUUUACAUUUGACAUUCAAAAGAUGUUUCGUCAGAUUUUAGUUGUGCCACAUCAAAGAGACUAUUUACGAAUUUUAUGGUUUGAUGAAAACUCUAAUCAAGAAGUAACAUUUAGAUUAAAAACUGUGACAUAUGGCACUUCAUGUGCACCUCAUCUUGCCAUACGCACCAUUAAACAAUUAGGUUUAGAUGAAGCGUCGGACUUUCCGUUAGCAUCGGAAAUGGUUUUACGCGACCUUUACAUGGAUGAUGGGAUUACAGGCGCCCCGGAUAUCCAAACUGCUCAAAUUCUACAACAGCUGAUAAAAAUGUUCGCAAGAGCAGGAAUGUAA